GCCAUUUUGAUUUCCAAAUCUGACAGCUUCUGUUUUUUCUUCUUCUUCUUCUUCUUGUGUGUGUUGCCCGCCUGCUGAAGCGAAAUUCGGACAGUGUCAACACAGCCGCUCAAGCAAAGGCCGACCCGCCGUGUUAUCGGCUGUGUUCAUGACAUUGCAGCCGGGUGAAAGGGGGCGAUAUCUUAAAGCUAACAACGCAAGUGAUGAACAGCCAGCUAUGGGCCUCUGGGUGACCUGACAGCCCAAAGUCGUCGUCGAGUUUGCCGUUCAUGUUGCGGAUGACGACUGAGAAAAUGGACAUAAGGUCGAAGCCAGUCUCUCCUGGGUUUGUGUGUGUGGUGUUGGUAUGAGUCAACUGGGUGUGUUUGUGUCUCCAUUUUCUCAAUUUGCUGAUGCUGAUUGAUGUGCAUGCCAUGCAGAGUCAAUGAGGCCAAUGGCUGUUUAGUGAGACUGAAGAGGAUACUAGUCCUUGUCCAAAUCUAAGUAUAUGUGCCUGUAACGUCAGCCAUGUUUUGGAAAUUUGAUUUGCACACAUCCUCUCAUCUGGAGGCUUUGCUGGACAAAGAGGAUGUCACUCUCAUCGAGCUCAUGGAUGAGGAAGAUGUCCUGCAGGAGUGCAAGGCACAGAACAGGAGGCUUCUCCUGUUCUUGUGCCAGGACCAAUGCAUGCAGGAGCUGGUCCGUAUGAUCACUACAGAGCCCCCUGCUGGUGUAGAGGAGAUCAAACGCUUCAAGUAUCCAAAUAUAGCAUGUGAGCUGUUGACAUGUGAUGUGGGAGUGAUCAAUGAUAAGCUGGGUAAUGAGGAGCCUCUGUUGGAAACUCUGUAUUCUUUCCUGGAGCAGCCAUCCCCACUUAACCCUCUCCUGGCAUCUUUCUUCAGCAAGACAAUUGGGAACCUCAUCACACGGAAGACUGAGCAGGUGCUUAGUUUCCUGCGACGGAAGGAGGGAUUCCUCUCUCUGGUCCUGAAGCAUAUCGAUACAUCAGCCAUGAUGGAUGUGCUGCUGAGACUGAUCAGCUGUGUGGAGCCACCGCCACUUCGGCUUGAAACGCUUACUUGGCUGAAUGAAGAGAAGCUUGCACAGAGGCUCGUAGAGCUCAUUCACCCUGAGAGAGAUGAAGAGAGGCAGUCCAAUGCAUCUCAGACUUUGUGUGACAUAAUUCGUCUGAGCAGAGACCAGGCCAAUCAGCUCCAAGAGAUGUCACAGCCUGACCCUCUGCUGACUGUGCUGGAGUCGCAGGAGUGUGUGGAGCAGUUGUUGCAGAAUAUGUUCUCAGGAGAGACUACUGAAAGCUGUAUCAUCAAUGGGAUUCAAGUACUUCUCACAUUACUGGAAAUAAGGAGGCCUGUGGUGGAUGGUGUGAUGGAUGCUCAGGGAUUCGAGAGAAGUUACACUGUUAACAGCACCAUUUUGUUGGCCAUCCAACCACACCUGAUACACUUCCACCAGCUACUUCGAGAGCCACCCAAGCGAAAUCCCAUGCUGACUACCCUGGGUGUGCUGGAGGAGCCAUUGGGGAACACACGUCUGCACGUAGCCAGACUGGUGGCCUCUCUGCUGUAUACCAGCUCCGCUAGCCAUGCAGUAGUAGCACAAGAACUCUGCCAACUCAAUACAAUGGACCUACUUCUGGACUUGUUCUUCAAGUAUACGUGGAACAACUUCCUGCACCUCCAAGUGGAGCUUUGUGUUGCAGCCAUCCUCCGACCCUGUGCCCAUGAAAUGAGGCUUCAGCCUGGCUUGGGAGCCCAGGAAAAAUUCAAGCCUCCCCAGGAUGCUUCUCAAGAGCAGGCUGCGACUGAAACCCCUUCUGAACCACCGGUCACCACUGAAAACUCUGCACAUAAUCUGAUGGUGACUCAUUUGUUUCAGCACUGCCAUCUUGUCCAGAGGAUUCUCGAGGCAUGGGAAGAGAAUGAUAAAAUACAGUCUGAAGGUGGUAUGAGAAGAGGAUACAUGGGACAUUUGACCAGGAUUGCCAACACAGUGGUCCACAACCUGGAGAAGGGCCCAGUUCACACACAGAUUAGCAGUCUCAUCACAGAGCUGCCAGAGGACUACAGAGGGCGCUGGGAAACCUUUGUGGACCAGACCCUGUCAGAAGCCAAUAGGAGGAACACCAUAGACUUGAUUGGCACUGGGAACCCACGGCCAUCCUCCGAGGAUGAUAUGGAGAGCCCCUUUCCGAAAGAACUGACACUACAGCAGGCAUUUUCUGACUACCAGAUCCAGCAGAUGACAGCUAACUUUGUAGACCAGUUCGGCUUCAAUGAUGAGGAGUUUACUGAUCAUGAUGACAGCAUUGGGGCAACAUUUGACAGAAUUGCAGAGAUCAAUAUCAACAUUGAUGCAGGCCAGGACAGUGCUAAUACAGCUGUGUUUGAGGCCUGUUCCAAAGAGAGGAUUCAGCCCUUCGAUGAUGAUGAGGAGGACAUUUGGGAGGAGAAAGAGAUGAACUUUGCAACACAAGCCAAGUCACGUAACAGGUUUGGUGGAUCACAGUCAUCCCAGAGCCAAGCAGCCAGUAAGCCAGGUGAUAGGACAGCAGCUUCUGGCAGUGAGGCCUCUGACAGAACAGCAGACUCCGACUCUGAGGAAGGAGAGGAUCCUAAAGAUGACCUGGAUCCUUUCUCAAGCCUGGGCCAGGCCGAGGCAGCAAAGACCACUGGCUGGGUUGCAGACUUUGGGGAGGUGAACUCAAAGGCUCCUGCAGCAGGAGUGGGCUUCUCAGCCUGGGACACUCCAGACACCCAACCAGCUGCCACAGAGGCAGAGGAGAAAGGAUGGGCCAAGUUCACCGACUUCCAGCCUUUCUGUUGUUCUGAAACAGGCCCCAGAUGCAGCUCUCCUGUGGACUCAGAGCUCAGUGCAUCGGACAGCACCAAACCAAACCAGAACCCAUGUGUGUGGAGUGUGUGUGUGGCGAGAAAGGCUCCACUGGUGGCAUCGGAUAGCUCUUCCUCCAGCAGCUCAGACAGCGAUGACGAGGAAAGCAAGACAGAGUCUACGACCACCACAGAGACCAUCACCACGGGGGCUGGCAAGGAGACCAUUCGGCUCACUGUGGACGCCAAAAAUGAGAGGGCAGUCUUCAGCAGUGAAGCAGAUAAGGUGCCAUUAGAGGGGCUCUCCAUCAAAGACAAGGGGAAAGGCAAAGAGAAAGAAAGCGAAAAGGGAAAGAAACAUGGAGAUGGUCCAAGCCCCGCUACCGCCAGUCCGGUUUCCCAGUCAGCUUCUGUUACACACAGAGAGACGCAACCCUCUGCUAAUGGACCGGCCUAAUGAUGCAGCAUAGACACACACACAUACACACACUUCUUACUUGUCCAUUCAACACACAGCCAUGCCAUCUUUGCUUCCUGUUAGCAGCCCUCCAAUGCUCUUUGUUUCCUGUUCGAAGAAUGACAGAUCCUCAGUGUUGAGGUCAAACAGCCCUGAACAGUAUGUAUGUUGGAUAACACAAAUCUACGUAUGGGUACUACUGAUCUCUCCUGCACCUUCAUGACAUAUUUAAAACUGCUUCCAAGAGGAAUGUGUGUUUUAAAGAACGUUUUCAUCUUACCAGACCCCCCCCAAAGCCAAAUUGCGUUUCAUAUGAACUAUUUCAAAAUGUGAUUUUCUCAUAAAACUUGGGAAACACUCUUACCUGUGUUGAUGAGCAGAGGCUACACCUAGUUUUGCCAGCUGUGGCACUUUAAUCCUGAAAUGCGUAAGUGUGAAAUUUGACCUUUUUAUUUAAAUCAGCAUCAGAGUUUCAGGUUGUUUGAGCAUGUGUGGUCAUGAAUCACAGCCCAGAGAAUUUUCUAUCAGAGCAUUUGACUGUUUACACUUUACUAAAGCAAACUGUCUUCAAUUAAUCAGCCAAGAUUACAAAAGCCAAGUUGCUUGCAAAGCUAGCUGCCAUUCUCUCUUUAGCAAUGUACAAAGCCAGGCAGACAUUUUAUCUGUGCUAAUGUGUGAGUGCUCAUGAUUUGGCUCUUUUUCAUACAUGCUAGCAAAAUAAUUUCUCAGUCCAAGUAAGAUUUCUUUGCUUUGAUCAUGUGGAACAUAAAUUGUUAAUUUGGAGCAUCAUGUGUCACUUCCUCCUCAAACCUCUGACUGAUUCAUGUAGUGUAGAGGUGUGUGUGUGCUGUUGUAUCCAUGUGUGUAGACAUGUGUGCGUGUGUGUUUGAGCUCUGUCUCAGGUACAGAGGUCAUUCUCAGGUCCAAGGAGAGGUAUGCAGAUUUAAAGAAAGCACACCUGUGUAACACACACACACACACACAGGGCCGUACACACAUGUAUAUGCAACCAAAUCUAUACACACAUGCAAAAAAAUACAAAAAAACCACGAGACACAGUGAUGUGCACCGAUUCAUAUCACCCUCAGAGCUGUUUAAAUGUAAUAUUGUGAAAUUUGAACCUGUAUUAGGUUGUGGCUAUUCUUGGUAACAUGUUAACGUAAUAUAAAUGUAAACAGUAUAUAUAAACAUUAUAUCUAUUUUUGGAAUAAAUCCAAUGUAUGGAAAGGCAGUUAUUUUGCAGGUUGCAAAGUGUGUAUUGUAUGUGUGUGUCGUACUGUUGAAAUGAGGCAAUAAUGAUGUCUGUGUUUCGGUUAAUACCCCAGCAUCAGUUCCUGUUCCUCUGCUACAUGCUUCCUAUGUGGAGGUUUGGGAGUGUGAAUGUGCAUAAAUGUGAGUCAGUAGUCUGUAGUGUGUCCUCUUUAUUCUUUGGCUUAAAAGGUAAUUCUGGUUUAUUAAAGCCUGAUUCUUAUUUUCAUUCAUGAGUUUAACACAAAAUAUCAGGUUAACCAAUCUGAUGUGGGGGAGAAAAAAAUGUGAUUAUUAAAGGUGCAAUAUGAAUUACAGUAAUUUAUAGUUUUAAAACAUAAAAAACAGAAUGUGAUGAAAUUACAGUUUCAUCUAUGCAUUGUGUUUCUGGGAUAUCAAUUAAAGUUAGCAUGCUAACCAGCUAGCCUCUUGUUAUGAAGUUAAGUCUGUUAGUAAAAGACACCAGUUCUCCACCAGUGCUCCAAACGCUCAGUCCGGCCAGAGUCAGCUGAUAUGACUGUAGGAUUAACUUGGCUUAUUAGCCAACGGCAGCAACAGUUAGCAACAGUUAAACUGUUACUCUGGUGACAUGCUGCCUCCUUUAAGUUCGAAGUAUGAAUUUGACAGAUGGCCAAUAUUUAUAUGUUGCACUUUUUUUUUUUUUUUUUUUUAGAUACAUAAAAGUUGUUUGUGAACAUCACAUUGUGAUGCAAUGCUUCAACUUUGAACUUUAAUCAUAUUAUUUGUGCACAUCAACUUUAGCAAACUAUUUUGAGUCAAUUAUUUGUUAGAUAUGGCUCUUUUCAUUUAAUCAUCAGACUUCAUCAAAAUCAACAGAAAAGUUGUGAUAAACCAGAAUUAUCUCUCAGAAUUGUGUGUGCCAGUCAUGCUUUAUGUUAUCUUUCUCCUCGUCUCUCUCUUUCUCAGGGCAGGAGUUGACUUUUUAAUUGCAUAUAUGCCUACGGAGCAAUUUACAUAGAUUGUUGUAUUUAUUUUGAAAGCACUUUUUCAAGAAGCACUUUUGGUUUGUAUUUGGUGGUGCCACCAAGUGUCACCACAUUAUUCCCCACUCAAAGAGGUGGGAAUGUUUGACUUGAAUGAGUGAAUCAUGUAGAUACUUUCGGAUACUUUCUUCUUCAAUGCUUUCUGCCAAAGUGUGUCUUCCCACCAGUUGCACAGCUGGGUCUCAUAUCUGUGAAGUAGCCUCCUUCUCUUGCAAUGCUCUUACAGGUCUAGAUUCAUCAAAAGCGGUCUUAGUUUGAUCCCUCGUGUGUUUCUUUCUUUGUGUCAUGUGAUGGAGCUGUCAGCAGCCACACGUCAAAGAAAGACUUUGAAGAUUCAUCUUAGGUCACAGCCAUUUUGCGUUUAUCCGUUCAGCGCUUCGAGCUGUUUGAAGUGGAACCGCACAGAAAGGGAGCAUUGGUUUAAGUCAGGGUUAGAGGAGACAAACAGGGCUGUUUUAUGUCAGGGUGUGUGUUUGUACGGGGUCAGAAUUUGUCAUCUCGUCUUUCGCCAAAACCUAAGCACUGCGUCUGACCCUUACCUUUAUGUUUUUGGUGCGUGCGUGUGUGUGUGUCCUUCACCUUGAGAGUGCAGUGCGCGUGCAGUGUAGCUACGGGUACGGUGUGAUGUUAUGCAUAAUGGCAUGAGGUACAAUGCAGUCAUCUUUUAAGUGCCAUUAAGUUUGCACAUUAUGUCAUUCACCUCACUGGGUAUGUGCUGUACUCUGCAGUGGAUGCCCAACACUUUUUAAUUGAGAGACAAAUGGGUGUUAAAUUGUUACUUCAUCCCCAUUGGGUGUUAUUUAACACUGAGGCCAUUUCAAAGUUUAAAUCUUACUUGCAUUAUAGCUCAUUACAUAUCUGUGUGUGUGUGUGUGAAUGAAGUGGUGUGAAAGACAGCUGUGUUGUAAAAUGCCUUUUUUUUGUAAAGUGGACUGAUGCUGGUGUUUUUUUGUUUUUAUUUUUUUUCCAUUUAGAGAGUAAUGUGUCUGUUAUCUGUUGUCAAUUUAGCUUGUACAUUCAGAUAUGAACCUAAUAAAUAUGUCAGACCAAGAAGAA
This is a messenger RNA of Acanthopagrus latus (yellowfin seabream), 6593 nucleotides long. It is a transcript of the gene ppp6r2b, whose product is annotated as protein phosphatase 6, regulatory subunit 2b. Bases 508 to 3285 code for a protein of 925 amino acids. The record is from RefSeq and is a predicted model, not a curated record. The transcript is spliced from 25 exons. Gene Ontology annotation, molecular function: protein phosphatase binding; protein phosphatase regulator activity. Lineage: Eukaryota; Metazoa; Chordata; Actinopteri; Spariformes; Sparidae. Gene Ontology annotation, cellular component: cytosol; nucleus.